This is a messenger RNA of Drosophila obscura, 3178 nucleotides long. It is a transcript of the gene Ypel, whose product is annotated as protein yippee-like. Bases 639 to 983 code for a protein of 114 amino acids. The record is from RefSeq and is a predicted model, not a curated record. Lineage: Eukaryota; Metazoa; Arthropoda; Insecta; Diptera; Drosophilidae. The transcript is spliced from 3 exons.
GUUAGAGAACAGGUGCUGUUAAAGACAGAAUAUGAGCGCAGCGCAAACAAAUGUGAAAUAGAAACAAUGCAAACUUCUGGUUCUGCAUUAUACAAGUGAAGAAACGGUACGGUACCACGGACAAAGUGCCUUUUUCAGUGGGUCGUCGUCGUUGCUGCCUCUUUUUUUUGUUCUCGGUGUGUGGUGGUGUGUGUUUGGCUGUGCAUCGUUCUUGCAUUUUCAUCGGGGUCUACAAAAACAAAAACAACAGACAAACCCUUUGGCUGUCUGGAAAUUCGAUAUACAUAACUUGGAAUCAGAACGGCCAGACAAGGGCGUUGUCGUCGUCAUCUUGGUAUCAGCAGCGGGACAGGGACGCCACUGUAAUCGUUCAAUGACAGCAGCCGCAGCAGUUUCUGCUGCUGCCUUCGCCGCUGCAGCAGCGCGCAGUUAACGCCGAAGCAGAGGGUCCAGCGGAGUAAAGAGAGCAGAGACUGUGUCGUGGUCUUUUGAUCGUGGCCAAGCAGCGGCCAUCGAUAAACCAAAAAGGCCAAAGGGAAAAGCGAACAAAAGAGAAAUUAGAAAGCUUAAGUGCUGAAGCCUCAACCAAAGAAGAGGAUAUCAAGAAGAAGGCACCCACCCAUUCGGCAGCAGAAAAAAUGGUGAAAACCUUUCAGGCCUAUCUACCGUCCACCAAUCGGACCUACUCAUGUGUUCACUGCCGCGCCCACCUCGCCUCCCACGACGAACUCAUUUCGAAGUCGUUCCAGGGCAGCCAGGGCCCGGCCUACCUCUUCAACUCGGUGGUGAACGUGGCCUGUGGCCAGACGGAGGAGCGGGUCCUGCUUACGGGACUCCACGCCGUGGCCGACAUAUACUGCGAGUGUUGCAAGACGCCGCUAGGCUGGAAGUAUGAGCACGCCUACGAGUCCAGCCAGAAGUACAAGGAGGGGAAGUUCAUUAUCGAGCUGGCGCACAUGAUCAAGGAGAACGGCUGGGACUGAACGUGUGCAAGGCGGAUUGGCGGAUGUAAGGCAGCCGUCGGCAUGGGUUAAAGCAGCAAAAUGGCCGAAACAGCAGCAUCAGCAGCAGCAACAACAACAGAGGAAACACACACAGCGUGGACAACGAGUGGAAGGCGUUGGAAGAAGUGCGAGUGCGAGCGUGAGCGGAAUGGCUGUUGCACUCCCUUAAGUGCAAUGCGAAUGCAAUAUGCGAGAGGAAUGGAUUGGGUUGAUGUUUUGAAGCGUCGAUUAACAGAGGGGACGAGAAAGAAAUCAAGAACGAGAACGAGAAGGAUAUGAUCAGGCAGUGGUGUGGGGUCAAGGGUAAGGGCAAGGCAGCCGGCGGUCGAGAGAGUAAAUUCGAUCCACAAGUGAGAGUUAUAUGGUACCAGAAUACAUAUAUACUAUGUGUAUGCUAUUAGUGCACAAAUAGUCGUAUCUAAUACAAACAUAACACAACCCACCCACAUAAACACACACACUCAUGCCGAUACGUACAUAUACAUAUGUGCACAUAGACGCAUAUUAACAUAUUUAUUCAUGCAAAUAGAAAAUGUUUGAGUGGCCGUAGGGACGAUCUCUGCGCCGGCCGCAGUGAGCCUGCUUGGAGCUGGUGCGCCGUCUACAUACAUAUGUUUAUACAUGCAUGUAUGUAUGUAAUUUUACGUCAAACUUCUGAGCAUUUUCAUAAUUUCAUCUCGCCCUUUUUUUCACGUUGUUUUCAUUUCCCCUUAUUUAUAUUUCAAUUAAUUGAUCGGGUUUUUGGAUGACACUAAUCUAAUGAAGAUGCUGAUUAAAUUACGUUUAAUUUAUGUUCACUCUGAGUUGAAUACAUUUUUGUAUGAACGGAGAACGUUUAUUAACGGCAAGCCCGACGCGAGAAAACAACACACACAUACACACAAAAACUUGCACUGCCAACAAACAGGAGAAAUGUUUAGCAAUAAAUUAAAAAUACCGCGAGACAAAAAUGGAUCAUUAGAACACAAGGCAUGCAAAAACAAAAAUCGGGAAUCAGAAUUAAAUAUACACAAAUCUACACAUACAUACCCAUACAUGCAUUAUCAGGCAGGCACACACAUUUUCAACAUGAAUAUGUAUUAGGUAUUUAAAAAUGUAAUUUAAAUGAACUAUUUAAUGAAAUUUACCAUGAAAGAAAUGUGAGAUAAACAUGAACUGAAAAUUGCAAAUGCCCAAAGCUGAAAACAGCAAAGGAGUAACGCACGUAUGAGAGAGGUCGAGGUUGGGGUCCCACAAAAAUGGUCUGAAUGGUGCGAAUCAAAACUGCUCCCAGUGGAAUGUAUUGUAAUGCAAUGACGUGUGGAUUCCAUAUUCACGCGAUCGAAGAGAAUGGGCGGGAUGUGAAUGAAAUUAAAUAAAAUACAAGGCGUAACAGUAAUACAAAUUCAAUAUAAAUAUUUAUUUAUGUACAUACAUACAUAUAUGAGGAAACUGCGUAUUUGUGUCGCAAAAAUUGUAUAAUUAUCGAGGAGAAACGAGAAAACGGAAGAAAUAAUGGAGGAAAUAUUUUUAAUGGAAGCAAAUUAUGAUAUAAUGUAUGCAAAAAUAACUGCCAAGAACUAUUCAAGUUAAAAGAUGUUCUCUAAGUAGUUAUAUAAAUGUAUAUGAGAAUCAUAUUUUUGGUAGCGUUAAAAUACCUUAAAAGUAAACGGAAAACCACAAAAUAUAAAAAAAGUUCAAUAAAAAACAAAACAAAAUCAAAUUUUUUUUUAAAGAAAGCUUAUAUAUAUCAUGAAACAUGACAAAUUAUAAAAAUGGCAGAACCCGUUUUUGUAUUUAUUUUUUUGGUUUAAAAUGACAUUGUUAAUACAUUGCAAUGGUCUAUUUACUCAUAUUUAUCAAACUUUAGCCCUAAUUUUAAAAAAGCUUUAAGCUUUGUUUUACUGUACUCCCUGCAUGUGAUGCACCAUGAAUAGAACACAAAUUUUGAGCGGAAUUCAUAAAACUGAUGUCAGUAUUUACAUAUACAUGUACAUUUAUACAUACAUACCAUAUGCAUACAUACAUACUACAAUCGUACAUACAUACAUACAUGCAUACAAAUAAAACGAGACCACCUUUACAUCAAAAAAUUAAAUAUGUAUGUAAGUGCAUCCAGCUACAUUAACUGAAGCCAGGUUGGAGGAUGAUCAGCUGUGCUAAAACUGCACGAAAGUUAUGAGAUUGUUUAACUA